Messenger RNA from Striga hermonthica, 801 nucleotides. The record is from the annotation of a GenBank genome assembly. Lineage: Eukaryota; Viridiplantae; Streptophyta; Magnoliopsida; Lamiales; Orobanchaceae.
AUGGAAGGAGGAUCUCCAUAUCUGAGUAACGAUCUGUUAGUAGUUGAAAUCCUGGUGAGAUUGCCCGUACAAUCUUUGCUCCGUCUUAUGGCCGUAUGCAAAUCGUGGAAGUCCAUCAUAACCAGCCCCGAAUUCUGUUCCUUGCACCUCUCCACAAACCGCCACCCCUCCAAAAUCUUGCUCAUCACACGAGACCGUGGACGGUUUAACCCCCAUGAUGACAUGAUACCCAAGCAGUCGUACUUGCUGCUUGACAACGACGAACGUCUCCCUGCCGACCCUUCCUGGUUGGCCCCUUUCGAUUUCCCCUUCGAAUGCCCAGACACGAUCUCUCACCACAUACUGGGCUCCAUCAACGGCUUGAUAUGCAUAUCCCUGAUCCCAUCCUGUUUUUGGGUUGGUGUGGAAGCCAACAUACCCAUUGUGCUAUGGAACCCUACCAUCCAGAGGUGCGUCUGCCUACCGGAACCCAACUUCAGCUACACGUAUACCUCGUCCAUCGAGUUUGGAUACGACGCCACCACGGACGAUUACAAAAUCGUGGUCAUUAGGAGAGUAGGCGGCAGUACUACUACUACUACUACUCCUCCUGCCCUAGAGUUCCACAUCUAUUCCUUGAACUCACAUGCGUGGCGCGGAGGUUUCAAAAUGUGCCCUCCCGCCUGGACUGGAGAAAGAGGAGACGGCCCACUUUUUUGUGGCACGGGCGCUUUGGCGGGAGGCAAGAUGCACUGGCUCGUCUCCGUUGAAAUUAAUUGUAAUGAGGUGGAGUUUGAAGAGAUGAUUUCGGAAGAGAAGUGA